AUGAUGCCACUUAGCGAUGAAGACUCAAGAAGACUGUUCUUUAAUAGGAUAUAUAACUCUGAAGAAGCUUGCCCUCGCCAGUUUCGGGAUAUUUCUAAUGAAAUUCUCAAAAAAUGUGAUGGUAUGCCACUUGCUAUUAUUACUAUAUCAGGCAUGCUAAGUAGUGAACGCUUCGACCAAGAGCAUUGGGAACAUAUACGGGAUUCUCUAGGUUCAGGAACAAAUUUCACGUUGGAAGGGAUGAGGAAAAUCUUAGACCUCAGCUACAAGAACCUUCCUUAUCUUGGUAUGUAUCCCGAGGACCUCAAAAUACAGAGGCAUCAUUUGGAACUUCAAUGGGUUGCCGGAGAUUUUAUUAGUAAAGAGAAGGGACAAGAUGUAGAGAAGGUUGCAAGAAGUUAUUUCAACGAGCUUGUCAACAGGAGCCUUAUUCAACCUGUAAGAUUUGACAACUGUGGAUCGGUCACACAUUGCAAAGUUCACGAUAUGAUGCGCGAUCUUAUCUUGUCUAAGUGUGCCGACGAGAAUUUUCUCACCAUAGUGGAUGACCCUCAAGCCAUCACAGAACUGGAUAACAAUGUCCGUCGACUGUCUCUCCACCCGGAUGAAGAAAUUAUUGAAACAAAGUUAUGGGGUAACAUUUGUCUGUCACAAGUUCGGACUUUUAUGAUCUUUGGUGAUUGUGAGGGUAUGCCUCCUCUGCGACUGUUCAACUUCCUUCGAGUUCUGCGUAUUGAAAAUUCUGGAUUGGAUGGAGUUGACCUCACACUAGUGCAGAACAGGCCUUUAUCACCGGUUCGUAAGGGCCUUUAGUGCCGGUUCUGCAACCGGCACUAUGGAGGGGAGACUAAAGCCCCCCCUUUAGUACCGGUUCGGCACGAACCGGCGCUAAAGUGCCACCACGUAGCACGAGCCAGGCCCGGGUGCUGGUAGACCAUUAGUACCGGUUGGUAACACCAACCGGUACUAAAU
Molecule: messenger RNA, 972 nt
Organism: Triticum aestivum (bread wheat)
Lineage: Eukaryota; Viridiplantae; Streptophyta; Magnoliopsida; Poales; Poaceae
Product: disease resistance protein RGA5-like
Exons: 1
Coding region: 1-813 (270 amino acids)
Biological process (GO): defense response to other organism
Molecular function (GO): ADP binding
Source: RefSeq, a predicted model, not a curated record